AUGGGCAAGGACUCCUGGAUAGCCCUGGGCUGUGAGGGUUCGGCAAAUAAAUUGGGGAUAGGCGUCAUCAGACACACCUCUUCGAACGAGACGACGAUCCUGUCAAACCUCCGGCACACCUUUGUCUCGCCCCCUGGAACAGGCUUCCUCCCCAAAGACACAGCCACGCACCACCGCGCACACUUCCCCCAGCUGGCACUGCGCGCUCUCAAAGAAGCAGGAUGCUCUAUCGGUGAUGUGGACGUGAUCUGCUUCACGCAGGGCCCAGGUAUGGGCGCGCCGCUCAGCAGCGUCGCGGUCGCGGCACGCACGCUGAGCCUACUAUGGGACAAACCGCUUGUGGGCGUGAACCACUGCGUAGGACACAUCGAGAUGGGCAGGACGAUUACGGGGGCGGACAACCCGGUGGUGCUGUACGUGUCGGGCGGCAACUCACAGGUCAUUGCGUAUGCCGAGCAGCGGUACCGCAUCUUCGGCGAGACACUGGACAUUGCCGUGGGGAAUUGCCUGGAUCGGUUCGCGAGGACGCUCAAGAUCAGCAAUGACCCAGCGCCGGGCUAUAACAUCGAGCAGUUGGCCAAGAAGGGGAAUAUACUGCUGGAUCUGCCCUACACGGUCAAGGGCAUGGACUGCUCGUUCUCAGGGAUCUUGGCGAGCGCCGAUGCCUUGGCGGCUACAAUGGACAAGGGCGGCUUCACACCCGAGGAUCUUUGCUUCACGCUGCAGGAGACUGUAUUUGCCAUGCUGGUCGAGAUCACGGAGCGAGCGAUGGCGCACGUGGGGAGCAACCAGGUGCUCAUCGUAGGCGGCGUCGGCAGCAACGAGCGGCUGCAGCAGAUGAUGGGUGAGAUGGCCAGGGAGCGGGGCGGGAGCGUGUUUGCUACAGACGAGAGAUUUUGCAUCGACAAUGGCAUAAUGAUUGCGCAUGCUGGGCUGCUGGCGUACCGGACUGGCUACCGGACGGAGCUCAAGGACACCAUGUGCACGCAACGCUUUAGAACAGACGAGGUAUUCGUCAAAUGGAGGGACUGA
Messenger RNA from Emericellopsis cladophorae, 1032 nucleotides. RefSeq names its product glyco-endopeptidase KAE1. Lineage: Eukaryota; Fungi; Ascomycota; Sordariomycetes; Hypocreales; Bionectriaceae. Gene Ontology annotation, biological process: tRNA threonylcarbamoyladenosine modification. The record is from RefSeq and is a predicted model, not a curated record. Bases 1 to 1032 code for a protein of 343 amino acids. The transcript has a single exon. Gene Ontology annotation, cellular component: EKC/KEOPS complex; cytoplasm.